AUGCAUUCAAGAAAUUCAGACCCUACUGCUGGGCUCGAAAGUGAUUGUCUACACCGAUCACGCGACAAUCAAAUACCUUCUGGCGAAGAAAGAGUUAAAGUCGCGCUUGAUCAGGACAAUGGGGAAGCCAUCUCUGACGCAUUCCCUGAAGAGCAUUUGUACCUGAUCAAGUCGAAGUCCAGCCUUCAGUCAAUCAACCACGCUGAGAAGGUAAAUCAAGCUGACCAAAGGAAAGAGAUCCACGGGCAGAGGGAGCCAUGGUUUGCUGACAUGGCCAAUUAUUUGGUGACGGGCGAACUACCCAGAAAUGAUGAGGUCACAAGAGCGCAAAAGCAGAAACUCAAGAGCGACUCCCGCUACUUCUACUGGGACGAUCCUUAUUUGGAGAAGAUAGGAGCUGAUCAAGUCAUCCGCCGCUGCAUACCUGAGUGGGAACAAGAGGACGUAUUGGUCCACUGCCACACACUAGCAUGUGGAGGUCAUUUUGGUCCGAAGAAGACAGCGAGGAAAGUACAUGUUAGUGGGUUUUACUGGCCCUCCAUCCAUAAGGACACAUAUGAGUUCUGCAGGAUGUGCCCCCUAUGCCAAUUGACGGGAGGUAUCUCAGCAAAGGAUGAAAUGCCGCAAGUCCCAGUGAUAGUGUGCGAGAUUUUCGACGUCUGGGGGAUGGAUUUCAUGGGACCAUUCCCAUCGUCUGAACGAAACUUUUAUAUUCUGGUAGCGGUGGACUAUGUGUCCAAGUGGAUUGAAGUGAAGGCAACAAAGACUUGUGAGUCCAAGGAGGUGGCCAAGUUCUUAUGGUCUGAUAUCUUUACCCGGUAUGGAGUACCGCGGGCCGCCAUCUCCGAUCAAGGCACUCACUUCGUCAAUCGAACCAUAUAA
This is a messenger RNA of Salvia splendens (bonfire salvia), 882 nucleotides long. Its product is annotated as protein NYNRIN-like. Gene Ontology annotation, molecular function: nucleic acid binding. Lineage: Eukaryota; Viridiplantae; Streptophyta; Magnoliopsida; Lamiales; Lamiaceae. Bases 1 to 882 code for a protein of 293 amino acids. Gene Ontology annotation, biological process: DNA integration. The transcript has 2 exons. The record is from RefSeq and is a predicted model, not a curated record.